This is a messenger RNA of Lampris incognitus (smalleye Pacific opah), 1023 nucleotides long. Its product is annotated as gastrula zinc finger protein XlCGF7.1-like. Bases 74 to 814 code for a protein of 246 amino acids. The record is from RefSeq and is a predicted model, not a curated record. NCBI's taxonomy places the organism in Eukaryota, Metazoa, Chordata, Actinopteri, Lampriformes, Lampridae. The transcript has a single exon. Gene Ontology annotation, molecular function: DNA-binding transcription factor activity, RNA polymerase II-specific; RNA polymerase II cis-regulatory region sequence-specific DNA binding. Gene Ontology annotation, biological process: regulation of DNA-templated transcription.
CAUACAGCUUCAUGAAAGCCAACCAGAGAAGUACGGAGUGGUGGAGCCUCCAGCCAGCACCCUAACUGAAGAGAUGAAAACAGAACCUGAUGGAGAGAAAUGUGGACUAUCAGAACUAGUUAGAAACCGAGAUCAAGAUGGUGAUUUAGAAACAUCUAGUUAUGGUCAGCCCCUUUCUUCAGACUCCUAUCAAAGUGAGGCUGAAGACAGUGAUGAUGGCUGUAGCAAGACUAGAGAACCACAGUCAAGUUUGGACACAACAGACAACACUGAAAUAAAUCAUCAAAGAUCUCUUCAGAAGAAAACCAUCAAUUGCUUUGUCUGUGGUAAAGGGUUUUCUAGAAGAGGACGUAUGCUGAUACACAUGAAUGAACAUACAGGGGAGAAACCCUUUAGUUGCUCAGUCUGUGGUAAAGCGUUUUCUCGAAAAGAGUAUGUGCAAUCACAUAUGAGAAUUCAUACAGGGGAGAAGCCUUUUUCAUGCUCAGACUGCGGCAAAAGGUUCUCUCAAACAGCUAAUUUACGCACACAUAUGAGAAUACAUACAAGGGAGAAACCUUUUAGAUGCUCAGACUGUGGUAAAUCUUUUACUAGAAGAGCACACAUUAAUAAACACAUGAUAAUACAUACAGGGAAUAAACCAUUUUGUUGCUUUGUCUGUGGGAAGAGCUUUUCUUCAAGAGAAAAUAUGCAGAAUCACCUGAGCAUACAUACAGGAGAAAAACCUUUUAGUUGUCCAGUCUGUGGUAAAAAUUUUGCUAGAAAAUCAUAUAUGAAUUUACACAUGAGAAUACAUACAGAGAAGAAGCCUUGAUGAAUCUGGCGAAGGUUUUAGUCAGAAGGUCAGUCAGAGGAAACAUGACAUAUCACAGAGAACAAUACGAGAUUACUUGUCUCUUCUUGUGGAAACAAAAAAAAUAAUUUGUUCACGCUCCAUGAUCAGAUCAUCAUAUGAAUCUCUACAUUUGUUUCGAAAGUUGAUUAAUGUAUAUUGUCCCUUCCCAAUAAACGUUUAAAAAAUUG